Messenger RNA from Closterium sp. Naga37s-1, 472 nucleotides. NCBI's taxonomy places the organism in Eukaryota, Viridiplantae, Streptophyta, Zygnematophyceae, Desmidiales, Closteriaceae. The record is from the annotation of a GenBank genome assembly.
AUGGAGCAUCGGGAGAAGGUGAUUGGGCAAGGAGUCUUGACGGCUGCCCAGGCAGAGAAGGUACGUGUGCAGCGCCCUACCUCCUUUCACCAACGCUCGUUGUCUUCCCCGCACUCGCCUGUUUGGGGUCGGAUGAAAUGCAGGCUGCCUGUCUCUUGCAUGUACCUCCUCUUGCCCAACCCCUUCCUUGCCCUCCCCGGCCCUCGCCUCCCAGCACCCACUCAGCGCGUGCUGCUGUGGGAAUUAGGGUGCACGCAGGCGGAUAGCUCUGCACUGCACGACCUUCCCCUCCUGUCGGGCAUCCUACAGGAGGGGGAAGGAGAGGGUGCGUUAGGCAGAGUGUGGUUGGUCAUCAUGAGCCUGCAUGUCAUCCUACCCCUGUGGAGGGGGGAGGAGAGGGUGCGUUGUGGCCACGCUCUGCCCCACCAUGCUCUCCCCCCCCUCGAUGCUCCCCCUCACCACGUUCCCACCU